UGAACCGUCCUGCGUGAUCCUGCGUGAUCCUGCGUGAUCCUGCGUGAUCCUGCGUGAUCCUGCGUGAUCCUGCGUACCCCGUCUCCUCGCCGCUGCUGUCAGACCUACAGUGACUCUGCACCAUGAACUUUUGCUGGACCUGAGAAGUUUGCAGUGCAGGAGUGAAAUGUUGCUGAUGGGCACUAGCUGAUCCAGAGAAGACCUGUGUGAAGCAGACGGCGACCCGAGAGGAGGACUCUUUAGUCUGAAGGAUUUAGAAGGUGUCGGCUGCUGUUGUCACCUCAAGGUACAGGAAGAGAUCAAAUCAAAAAAGAAAAUUGCUUCCCUUUUUUCUAGUUUUCACCCCUGGACCACGAUGGGUUCAGAUGUGCGUGACCUCAACUCCCUGCUGCCCCCGGUACCGGCGGGCCCCAGCCCCGGCUGCCCGGCCCUGCCUGUCAGCACGGCCCCUCAGUGGGCUCCUGUCCUGGACUUCCACUCCGCCGCCCCCCCUUACUCCUCCCUGGCGGCCCCCCACACCUCCCUGGGGCCGCACUCCUUCAUCAAGCAGGAGCCCAGCUGGGGGGCCACCGGCGACCCCCACCACCACGAGGCCGAUCCCCACUGUGGCCUCAGCGCCUUCACUGUGCACUUCUCAGGACAGUUCACGGGCACCGGGGCCUGCAGGUACGGGGCGUUCGGGGCCCCCCCUCCGCCGGCGGCCCCCAGCCAGCCACCACCUGUGGCCGGCCCGCACCACCACCAGCCCCCCAGCAGGAUGUUCAGCAACCCGCCGUACCUGACUAACUGUAUGGACACGCAGACGGCAGCCCGCAACCAGACAGGUUACAGCACAGUGGCGUUCGAUGGAGCCGGUAAUUACGGCCACACUCCUACACACCACAGCUCGCAGUUCUCCAACCACUCCUUCAAACACGAAGAUGCUUUGGCCCAGCAGAACACAAUGGGUGAACAGCAGUAUCCGGUACCUCCUCCUGUUUAUGGAUGUCACACACCUUCAGACAGCUGUGCAGGCAGCCAAGCCCUGCUGCUGAGGAACCCCUACAACAGCCAUGCAACAGGCUACGACAGCGACCCGAGCACCCCGAUGGUGUACAGCUGCAGCACGCAGUACCGCAUACACACACACGGAGUCUUCAGGGGGAUUCAGGAUGUGCGGCGGGUGCCCGGCAUCGCCCCGGCCAUAGUGCGGUCAGAGAGCAGUGAAAAACGUCCGUUCAUGUGCGCCUACCCAGGAUGCAACAAGCGCUACUUCAAGCUGUCCCAUCUGCAAAUGCACAGCCGCAAACACACAGGGGAGAAACCUUACCAGUGUGAGUUCACAGACUGCGGCCGUAGAUUUUCCCGCUCUGAUCAGCUUAAGAGACACCAGAGGAGGCACACAGGAGUUAAACCGUUCGAAUGCGAGACGUGUCAGAGAAAGUUCUCUCGAUCUGACCACCUUAAGACACACACACGGACUCAUACAGGUAAAACAAGCGAGAAGCCGUUUAACUGUCGGUGGCCGAACUGCCAGAAGAAGUUUGCCCGGAGCGACGAGCUGGUGCGACACCACAACAUGCACCAGAGAAACCUCACUAAGCUGCAGCUUUCCAUAUGAGGUGUUUUUAUUUGUAUUUUUUGCCCCAUGUAACAGUUUUAAAUGUAACCAUGAUGGCUACAUCUGUGUAUUUUGCUGUUUUUUGCCCAUCCAAGCUCUAAACACCAUCAUCUGUUCAGUCUGGUGCAGUUAAAGUUCUUAGAUUUAUAUCACCAUCAGUGCAUAUCUCAGUUGUUGGACUGAAAAGGUUUGUUUGUUGGGGUUUUUUUGUUGUUGUUGUUUUUAAUGCACACUGUAUACUAAAUCUAACUGUUUCUGAACCUCUGAGAUAUGUAAUGCCAUCUGCCCUUGUACCAACUCGUCCAAAUAGUCGUGUGUCAGACUCUCUUAUGACACCUACAUGUAGUAAACUGUUGGCUUUGUGUGCAUUCUCGCUCUGUGCAUCAUCUUCCACAUUGUUGAACUGUUACAGACUGAAAGUUUGUGCUCUUACAUGAAAUUAUUCUCUCAGCACUGGACAGCAGCUGCAGAGCUUGCUGCUGCAUUGUGAACACACCUUUACACACAGUUGUUGCUCAUAAUAGCCGCUUUAUUCAAAAAGGUGUUCAAGUUUAGACACAGUACAUUACCCCCCCCCCCCAUGCGAAGGGUCCUGGUUUACUUUAACGUCCAUCAUUUCACAUUACUGCAUGCUGAAAAAAAAUCCUGCAAAAGUGUAAUUUAAGUGUUACAGAGCAAGCAAAUCCUUGGUUUGCAGAGACAGACAAUCCCAACAAUUCUUGCCAGCAACUGGGUUGGUACGUAAGCUAAAUGCAGAUCUGCCUAAACUCAGGAAAAAUUCCUUCAUCUUAAUAUUAAACACACACUGUCUUGCAGGGGAAAACAAACACAAAAUGGGCAUUACUUAGUAUGUUUGUUACUGUCAAUAUAUCCCACAGAAAAGACCAAAUUCAACAAACACAGCUGAGGGGAGCGAAUGCACCACGUAGUUCCAUCAUUCAUGAAAAUUAGUCCUCGUUCCUCGUCCAGUGAAAUGCUGCAUCAUCUCCAUUUGUCCGUAGCAGGACUGUUCAGUUAAAUUCCUUUGUGUUUACCUCACAUACGUACUAAACUGUCACGUUUAAAAAAUCCUUGUGAUACUCUAAGUUGCUUUUGGCCCCUGAUAAGCACCUUCGGGAAUAUUCCUGAGUUAAAUCAACCCCAGGUCUGUUACUGGACAGUAGUGAGUGUAAACUUUCAUUGUGUUGAACUGAUAGAGUUUUAAAUUUAGAAGGGCUUAACUCAAAGAGUAAGCAGCAAUGUCAAAAUGAACUCCAGUUCUCUGAAAGCAGGGGCCAUGAACUUUUCCCUUUGUGUCUGUUAACUGUUUUAUGUUCAACGCUCUGCAGUCAGUUUGUACAGAGUUAAGAUGCUGGCACAGCCUGUACAAACAAUCCUUUUUAAUUCACUUUUCUACACACGUGAAGUUAAAAUGACCUUGGUUUAACUCUUAAGUGGAAUGAUGCUUUUGUGUCUUAUCAGAGACUUAAAAUUGCAGUUAAUUCU
Messenger RNA from Cololabis saira (Pacific saury), 3085 nucleotides. RefSeq names its product WT1 transcription factor a (gene wt1a). The record is from RefSeq and is a predicted model, not a curated record. Lineage: Eukaryota; Metazoa; Chordata; Actinopteri; Beloniformes; Belonidae. Gene Ontology annotation, cellular component: nucleus. Gene Ontology annotation, molecular function: RNA polymerase II cis-regulatory region sequence-specific DNA binding; DNA-binding transcription factor activity, RNA polymerase II-specific. Gene Ontology annotation, biological process: regulation of transcription by RNA polymerase II. The coding region runs from base 356 to 1600 and encodes 414 amino acids. The transcript has 8 exons.